AUGUUGCAGUCUGUUCCGCAUCUCGUUGUGCUGUCGAAGGAGUUUUACAAGUCGGCGAUGCUGCCACACUUGGCAGACUGGACUGCGAUUUUCCUCGAAAAGCACGUGAACGGCCAGGUCGGAAGCGCUGAGCUGCGGCGACUCCUACGCAGUCCGUACAAGUUGGAGGACGGGAUCAAGGAGAAGCUCCGGGUUGCAGAUGAUGGGGUCUUGAAGCCUCUGAACUUGGCAGUUCACUGGCUUCACGAGCUUCUUCCGCACGUUCUGAGCAAGGUGCAUCGGGUGUCAUAUGGCCUUCUGUGCGGCGAAGACCUGGAAAGCAGUUGCCUGGGUCUGCUGCGAGUGACUAUCUUCAGAAACCUUGGUGGUCGUGACUCUGGGGUGUGCGUGGAUGUAGGCUGGCUGUGCCUUUCGUGGGAAAAGAUCGCCCAAGCGAGCAGUGUGGGCCUGGACUUGGCCGAUAACAGGUCUGAGUUUUCACAUCCAGAUGUCACCAUCGGCUUUACGAUCCUUGCCUACCGUUUCACUGGCCUCAGAGGGCCGCCCGAGGCCGCGGGCGACUUGCGAGAGCUCUUGAAGGCGCUGCUUGACGAAAUGAAGAUUGAAAGCACAGCCCGUGGCCAAGCAGUGGAAGUCUCUAUGUGCUUCAUGAAAAGUACUGUGCAAAAUGUGAGUCGUCCGAGAGUGGUCGAACUAGAUGGCUCUUAUGCUGCGCUAGGAAGGCCUGAAUUGACUUUUCCUUUGGCUGGCUGGAACCGAGAUGGCGGAAAAACAGGAGGAUUAUUCCUCUGGGGCCUGGGCGAAAUGAGUUGGUGGACCAGUUCCAUUGACCUUGAGGGCACUCGCCGCUAUAACUUGGCAGCCCGCUUUCUCAUGAGCCAGUCGGGCAUCGUUCGGCAGCGCGGCGAGGAGUUCGCCCCGGAGGAGCUGGAGUACCAGAAGGAGGAGAAGGCCCGCGACCCUGAGACAGGCGAGGAAGUGGUUAUUACUCCUGAGGAUUUGCUGGCGGGGCUCAAUAAGCUGCUUGCGGCGCUUGAGACGCUGAAUGGCCAGAGCGUCUUAGACCGCCGUGGGGAAUUGCGAACGCAAUUUUACUUGCACCUCGCCCGCAAACCAGCCGAGAGAGUUGCAGACUUCGCUUCGAGGUUUCGGACGGCCGUGAGUGACUUGAAGAGUGAGGGCGUUCGCCUUCCGGACGCUGAAGUUGGAUGGUUUUUCAAGGAGAAGCUUGGCUUGGCUGCUCUGAGGCGCCAGCUUCUUGAAACAACUCUUCAAGGAGCAGAGGGCUACAGCACGAUUGAGAGCGAAUGUCUUCGCCUUUUCCGGGACCUUCACCUGCAGGACCCGCUGUACCGCAAGCUCGACCCGGGACCCCCAGGCCGACUGACUGUUCGCCAGAUGUUUGGCGUGCCGGCGGGGACCCCUUCGUCUUCUACUUCAACGGCGGCUUCCUCGAUGGCACCCUCCCGGAGAUCUUCUUUACUGUCUUCGGCGCCUUCUUCGUCGUACAAUGCCUCUCGGCGCCCUCCUUUGCGACAGGCGCAGGUGACUGAGCAGAUGGACAUUGAGGGCGAGACCGAGGCGGAGCAUGUCGAGCCGGAGGCCGUGGACAACCCCGAGGGUGACGAGCCGGCUUCCUUGGAGGAGGUGCUGCAGACCCAGGUGCAGAACUUAGCGGAGGAGAUCGCCGAGGCAGAGGAGGAGGGCAUCGACCCUCUUCACCUUGAGUCCCUGGAACAAGGAAUAGAAGCAAGCGCGGAGGCCCUAGUUUCCAUGCGGGAGGCCAGGGUGAAACUGGCUGAGAUGCGAAAGGACAGAGGAUUUCGUGGACCUCCUUCCAGCGGCGGCGGUGCUCCCAAGGGACGUGGCAAAGGAUCGGCAGCAAUUGCUGCCAAGAAGGCCAGUGGAAAACAUGUUUGUUGCGACUGUGGUCUUCCUGGGCACUGGGCUGGAGACGAGGCUUGCACGAAACCCGGCCAAGGGGGGGGGACCGUCCCGGAGCACGAGGUGACCCAGGCCGAGGCGACCGAGGCCCAGGAAUUGCUCAUGAUUUCGGCCGAGUGCUCCUCUCCUGCCGUGAAGCAUGCUCUGGACUUGUCGGCGGCUCGCGCUACGGAGGUGCAUGCAACAAGCGCCGGGGAGCCCUGGAUCAAGAACUACGUCGAGCUCCUUCGUGCGGCUCCCGCUGAGGUGCAGGCCCUGGUGACCACAGAGCCGGAGACUGAGCAGUUCAAGUUUGGCAACGGCGGCGGCAUUUUGCCGUCGACUCUUCGAUGGAGACUGCCCAUUAUGAUGGCUGGUGAGCUGGUUUUGCUGUGGAUUUCUGCGGUGCCGGUGGCUACUUUAGGCCUGCUUAUCGGGCGCGAUGUGCUCGACGCGGUGGGCGGCAUCCUAGAUUUCUCGGAGCGCACGCUUUCUUGCCGCGCCUUUGGUGCCAAGACGGCCCGGCUGUUGCAGCUAUCGGCUGGACACCUGGCGCUGCCUUUGAUUCCUGAGUCGUGGCCGCACGUGCCGAAAACAAGGUGGCGCAAGCUUGGGCCCGAUGGGGUUCUGGAGACAGUGAUGAGUUGCAAGCAGUGGGCCCAGCAGUUGUUGAGAGGUGUUUCGCGUGCUGCUCCUGACAGUGAAGAACAUAGCCAUAACAUGACCGAAGCCAGCUUGACCUUGGGGCAGAUCGCUUUUGAGUACAACUCCACGCUGUUGACUACGGCCCAAAGGAUGUGCACUGAAGCUGUGCCUGCGCUUGCCCCUGUUGCCUCCUCCUCUGUGGCGGUUCGACCCAAGGAUGGCGGCGGCAUUGGCCUUCGGCGCCCAACCUUCAAAAGCUCCUGGCUUCGGUGGGCAUGGCUACCCCGACGCCGCCGUCGACGAAAACUUCGCUCAGCAAGCUGCGGCCCGAUGGCGGAGGAUGAUCAUGAGAGUUCAGGCGCGCUGGGCCUGGGCAAAGCAAGGGCUGCACUUGGCUUUGGUAAAGCGGCCCGACUUGCGCUACUUGCCGUUUCCCUGGCCAUCGGUCUCUUCGGUGGCUAUGUGGAAAAGCCAGGUCGAGACAAUGUGCCAGCAUGGUGCUUAUCCUCGUCGCUGGCUGGGCCGUGGCACUUGGACGGGGGGCACCUUGGCGGCGAUGACUUGGUUUCGCGGCCGCUUUGGGCUUCGCUUCGCCUUCCUGGAGGACCCGUUCCUGCAAGGGAUGCUGGCAGUGACUUCGACGCGGGGCCGCGCGACCCGAGUCCGAGCGGCAAUGGUGAAGGAGGACCUCGCGGUGGCCUCCCCACCUUGAAGACGGACCUGCUGCGCCUGGCAUCGCUCCUCCAGGUGACCGUGAGCGAGAGAGACAAGGUGGACGACCUCAAGGCGAAGCUUCGGCCUAUGAUUGGGCUGCUGAGGGGGGACGACAACACUACUUCCAAGCCGGCUCCUGCGCCCACCGCUUCUUCGAGUUGCUCCUUGCGCCCUUCGUUGAGACCCACGCCGCCUACCUUGACAAGCUUGCCUUUGCCAUCGGCGGCCCCCGCUUCCUUGCAGACUUCGGGACCCAUGCGCGGCGAGGACACUGGCGUGAGCAUGAGUGUUUUCACAUCGCACAUGGAGGCCAUGGACAACCUGUUUCAGCAGAUGCUGGCCGAGAGCGCCCAGCAGCAGACCAUGCUCAACCAGGUGCUCCAGCACGUCAUGCAGAUGCAGAGCGCCCCGCGGAUCGCCGACACCGUGAUGGAGGGCGACCAGGACUGGGCGAACGUGGCCUCAGUGGAGGCCGAGGCGAGCACCGACCAGACGACGGAUCCUCGCCUGGAGCAGCUUGGUUGCCUACAGGACCGCCGCCGCGUCUUGGACAACAUGCUGGCCGAGCGGCCCUACUUUGUGGUUCUUACCGUGCCCGACCGCUCCUGGCUACCUCGCGCUCAACUUCGGCAGCACCCGGACGAUCUUCGGCAACAACGUACCGAGGCCUUGCUGCGGCUGUGGCAUACCCUGAACUUGCGCUUCGUGACCGUGGGCGCCUACCGGAUCCUCACCUCGAGCCAGGCUGUUGUCAGCAAUUUGCUUCGGAAAGAAGUGGCGAAAGCUUGCAAGGAGACUCGAGCUGGCCUUAGUCGGGCCUUGGUGGAUGGAUUUGAGAUGGAGUUUGACUUUGAGACGCAGUGUUUGAGCAGCCAAGCUGCGGGGCACGAGUGUUAUCAGAUGACGGCCGUGCCGGGAGCCGUUGACUUCUACCACGAGACCCUGGCCGUUGAUGAGGGCGACCAGGACUUUGCCACCGACGGCGACCCCGAUUCCGAUGAGGACCCCGUCGAGCAGUCCAAGGGCGAGAUCACGCCGGCCAUUCGGGCAGCAGUGAAGCGCGUGCAUGAGGCGACGGGACUUCCCGCUCCUCGUGCUGUUGGUGAGCAAGCUCACGUGGAUCUUUUGGUGGCCGAGGAUGCAGUGGGCCGCACUUAUGUGAUUGCCCAUGCCACGGAUGCGGUGUCUAAGUUCCAGCAGGCGGCCCUCCUUCCGGAUAAGAGCGCCGCCUCUGUCAUCGACUUCUUGAUGACCUCAUGGGUGCCCUUGCUGGGCACGCCUCGGCAGAUGAUUGCGGAUCAGGGGCGCGAAUUUGUAGCAGCUGAGUUUCAAGAUUGGUGCUCGGCGCACAGCGUGCUCUUGUGGCAUGCCGCCGUACAGGCGCCGUGGCAGAAUGGCCUGGCGGAGCGCAGCGGAGGUGUGCUGAAAGCAUUGUUGGCAGCCGUCGUGACCGACAAGGUUGUCAUUGGGAACGGGGCAUGCGCCACGCCAUUGCCGAGUCGGUUUCAGCUUACAACUCCGAUCCGACGGCAGAGGGCAUGGGGGAUGUCUCUGCACUACAGUGCGUUACGGGGCGCCAGCCUUCGGGGCAUGCUGAACAACUUCGCCGGCAACCUUGCCCAGCACGGCCUGAUCGACUCCGAUCCCAACUUGAUGGAGCGGCUAGCGCUUCGCGAGGCAGCUCGCAUUGCCAUGGUGAGGUUGCACUACAGCCAGAGCAUUCGCAAGGCCGAGCUGGCCAGGAGCCGAGAACCUACCUCUGCUCAGCCGCCGUGUCCGGGGGACGUUGUUUACUUUUGGCGGGCCCAGAAGCUUACCAGACGUGGGGCCGUGGGGACCCUCGGGUUUCGACUUCUUCGCGGCACCGGCGUCUUGAACUUCGUCGUUGGCAUGGGCCUGCGGGCAGGUGACGAAGUGUGCUCUGGAACAUGUGCGGCCGGCUUCUUCCUUGGAGCAGAGGCCAUUCGUGAACUGGUGGAGGAUACCUCGAAUGCUCGUGGUGACUCUGCCCUGCCUUCUGUGCCCGAGGGUGAGCUCUUGGACGGGGAAGUUGUUCCGGUGGCUUUGGGGAAUGUGGCGCUAGAUGAACGGCAGCCCUCUCCUUUGCCACCGUCGGCUUCGACUUCAGCUCCUUCGACGGCAGCACCUGGAACGCCGGUCGGGAACUUACUUCAGAGGCCCUUGGUGCAGCAUGCGUUGCAGCGGGCUCAAGGUCAGCCCCUGGCGGUUCAGCUCGGAGCCCGUGCUCUUAGUCGUGGCCAGCCUGGAGAUUUUCAAGCUGAACUUCGAGAUGCGAUGCAACGAGGCAUGCGCCGUCGUACCAGCUCGGAGGCAGGUUUGGAGGAUCGCUCUGAUGCCUCGAGGCGGGGAAGCCAUCCCAUGUCUGAUGUGGCUUCCGGGCAAGGUGCCGGCGCCGCACCGCUGAAACAGCAGUACCACAGCGACCUUCUAACGAAUCUCCUGGGCUUCCUUCUGGUUUUUCUGAAGCAGCAGUACCACGACCUUCUAGCGUACGUCAUCUACUACAACCCGUGGGGCGUACACCCCUUGCUUCGAGUGCAGGCGCAAGUGGAGCAGGACAGAUUGACAUCGCGGGUGAACCUGGAGGAGGAGCGUGACCAUGGCACUUGGGAUGGACGCUGGUCGCUACCCUCUCGGUCUCAGCUUGAGACGGUGCAGUCUCUUGGGGUUCCUUUGCCGAGCGGCCUCCCUGAGGACCACGAAGUUUCGGCAGCAACGGCGCGAAAGGAGCACCAAUGGAGCCACAUGACCGAGGAGGAGCGCAAGCUUUGGCACAAGGCGGCUGAGAAGGGCUGGCAGGCCUACGUGGACAAUGAGGCAGUGCAAGUCCUCAGUGUCAAAGAGUCGGCUGCGAUUCGCAAGCAGCUGGCCGGGCGCGGGGAGUUGGACCGAAUUCUAGUGCCGAGGUUCGUGCUGACGGACAAGGCGGAUGGACUUCGCUCUGAGUCCAACCCCAUGCCGAUUGAUGCGUCUGCGCGCUUAGUUGUGCCAGGGUUUAAAGACCGAGCAAACCUCAAUGGAGAAGUUCGUCGUGACGCACCGACUGGGGCGCGCUUAGCACGCUUGACUCAGCACUUGCUCCUCUGCAUCAUCGCCAGCAAAGGCAAGGCUUGGAAGAUGCUGUCGGCUGACGUGAAGUCCGCUUUCUUAAAGGGAGAUCCUUAUGUGUCCCGGGAGCUUUACAUCACGAAGACCAACACCUGUAUCGGGCCAGGCAUUCCUAUCCCCGAGGGCUGUUUGGCACGAGUCUGCAAAGGCAUUUUCGGCCUAGCAGCUUCUUGGUUUCUUUGGGACGGCGCUGACCGCAAGGAGCUGCGUGGGAUGAUUGUCAGCCACGUUGACGACUUGUUGUUCGGUGGCGACCACGUGCAGGUGGACGACUUCACCUGGUGUGGCAAGCGGUUUCAGAGGCGAGCGGAUGGAUCGGUGACCCUGUCCAUGGAAAGUUACCACCGCAACUUGAAGGAGAUCCCUCUCCCUCGCAGCCGUAAGUCUUCUUUGACGGCACCGCUUCUGCCCGACGAGCGACGACGCCUACGAGCCUUGCUGGGCAGUCUUCAGUGGCUGGUUGCUCAGCUCAGGUUUCACCUUCAGUUCCCGGUUUCAGCCUUGCAGGGAGAGCAACCAACGAUCGGCACGAUCCUCCGGGCGAACGCUCUCCUGGCGGAGUUCCUGCAGGAGCCCACGUACCAGAUGGUUUUCCAGCCCAUCGACCUGAACUCGGGCGGCCUCGUGGUGGUGACUGACAGCUCCCUCGGCAACGUGACCCAGGCAGGCGCCGGCGAGGCAGCACCUCUUGACAAGGUGUACUCUACUGUGGUUGUGGACGCGAAAGACGUGCACGACAAAGGCAACAGCGACACUUCAAGCUUCGGCUCUCAGAAAUCGCUAGCCUUUACGGUGUUGCCAGGUGAUCCAGUGGACGGCAACGACCCCCUCAUGGGCUUUCUGCUUAAGUUCGCCGAGGUGCGUGGCUGGCACAGCCACGGAGCUACAGGAGUGAAUGUGGCACACAACGCUCGCAGUUACCGGACUCCUGAGCCUCGCUUCAGCAGUGCUCUUCUACCUGUGCGCACAACUUUUGCUCGUUACCAGCGCGCGUCAGGAGAGUUAGUUUGGCGAGCCUUGGAGCGAAAGACUCGCUACCUCGAAGAGGCGAACCAGCACGGUCUCCUCAAGCUAGCUGCUCCUGUUUUGGUGACCUUUUUCACCCGUGACUGA
Messenger RNA from Symbiodinium necroappetens, 7524 nucleotides. NCBI's taxonomy places the organism in Eukaryota, Dinophyceae, Suessiales, Symbiodiniaceae. The record is from the annotation of a GenBank genome assembly.